Dovyalis caffra is the source of this 528-nucleotide messenger RNA. The record is from the annotation of a GenBank genome assembly. NCBI's taxonomy places the organism in Eukaryota, Viridiplantae, Streptophyta, Magnoliopsida, Malpighiales, Salicaceae.
AUGAUGUUUGGAACUCGGAAGGAUCGACCUUUGGAAGGACAAAUUUUGGAUGGUGAGGAAUUAGGGGUUGUGAAGAUUCUCAUGAAGAUCCGUACAAAGAGUCCCACAAGAUUUAGCCAUAGAGGGUUGAGAGAUCGCUUCACCAAAUUAUCGAAGCAAGAAAGAUUGGGUAAUUCAAAUGAAAUCAGCUGUCCGAUAUAUGGGUUACGUCGACCCACAAUAGACCUUAGUUGGUAUCCAUCCAUCACGUGCAGCAGAACGACUGAUACCAGCUAUCAACGUUCUCCUGAUUCCACACUUUCAGCACUGGAUCGCCCUCUUUUGUGCACUUUGUUGUUCCACCUCUAUUUUCUGUCGGUGGGUGUCCUUGGGUCAUCAACAGUGCAAGCCCCCACCAUUCUGCCUUUGGACGACGAUGCUAUUGAAAAUGGCAAGCAGAUAUCUCUUUCUCGUCAGAAUCUCCUUCCUCCUUUUGUUUUCUCGGAAGGAAAGGAAAGUAAUGCAAUUAAAAAGUUAUGCAAGACAUAG